CUAGUCUACCUACAAAUUUAUUUAUUUCAAUAUUCUUGCAGUGAUGGACCAAACCCACGUACGCUUUGGUCCUUGAUCAACAGAUCAACCGUGUAUUUGAAUACACCAAAUCAGCCUUGACCAACCGAUCAUCUAGCUAUAAGAUAAGAUAAAUCUUCUUCCUUGAACCUCUCACGCACACACACAAAACUGUAGCAGAAGCAGCUAUGGAGGAGGAGGCUAUAGUUCUGUACCCAACACCAGCAAUAGGCCACCUGAUCUCCAUGGUAGAGCUUGCCAAACUAAUACUCACCCACCAGCCUUCACUCACCGUACACAUACUCAUUGCCCCGCAACCUUACAACGCUGGUUCCACCGCUCCGUACAUAUCCGCCGUCUCUUCUACCACCCCCUCCAUCACCUUUCACAAUCUCCCCAACGUUACUCUCCCUCCCACCUCCUCUCCCAACCAUGAAACGCUUACCUUUGAGCUCCUCCGCCUCAACAACCCAAAUCUCCACCAAUCUCUCCUGUCCAUCUCCAAAAGCUACACCGUCCGCGCGCUCAUCAUGGACUUCUUCUGCUCUCAUGCUAUCUCCGUUGCAGCCAACCUCAGCAUUCCUGGCUACUACUUUUUCACUUCCGGUGGCGGCAGUCUCGCUUAUUUCCUGUAUCUCCCCACCAUGCACAGAAGCUCAACAAAAAGCUUUAAAGACCUUAAAACCCUUCUUGACAUUCCUGGCAUACCCCCCAUACUAUCCUCGGAUUCACCGAAACCGGUACUUGACCGUAACGAUGACGCCUACAAAUGCUUUCUCGACUGCUCGUUUAGCUUUGCCAAAUCGGCAGGAAUAAUCGUCAACACUUUCGAAUCGCUGGAGCCAAGAGUUAUCAAAGCAAUAUCAGAUGGGCUAUGCGUACCAGACGGUCCAACGCCGCCUAUUUUCUGCAUAGGACCACUCAUAGCUACUAGUAACGAAAGAGAUGAGGCCGCGCCGGAGAGCUUAAGGUGGCUCGACUUGCAGCCCAGCCGAAGCGUAGUGUUUUUAUGUUUUGGAAGCUUAGGGUUGUUCUCGAUGGAACAGUUGAAGGAGAUAUCAGUAGGGUUAGAAAGGAGUGGCUUAAGGUUCUUGUGGGUGGUGCGCAAUCCGCUGACUCAGGAGCAUAGCUUGGCCGUCACGGCACAACCUGAGCCGGACUUGGAUCUGUUGCUUCCGGAGGGUUUCUUGGAACGGACAAAAGAGAGAGGCCUGGUAGUGAAGUCUUGGGCUCCACAGGUGGCCGUGUUGAACCACGAAUCGGUCGGUGGGUUUGUGACACAUUGCGGGUGGAACUCGGUGCUGGAAGCGUUGCGUGCGGGGGUGCCGAUGGUGGCUUGGCCGCUCUAUGCUGAGCAAAGGUUGAAUAGGGUGGUGUUGGUUGAAGAGAUAAGAAUUGCUUUGCCAAUGAAGGAGUCGGAGAAUGGGUUUGUGAAUGCGGCCGAGGUGGAGAAGCGAGUUAGAGAGUUGAUGGAGUCGGAAGAAGGUAAGUCGAUCAGGGAGAGAAUCGUGUGGAUGAAAAAUGAAGCCAAGGCUGCUCUCAGUGAUCAGAGUGGAUCGUCUCGGAUGGCAUUAGCCAAACUCUGUCAGUCGUGGAAGCAGUGUUAAUGGAUUGUAUUUGUUUUAGAGCCAACGGUACCGUACAUAGGUGUACGUUUGAUAUAACAAGCAGUCUUGUUAACAAGUAGU
Messenger RNA from Alnus glutinosa, 1706 nucleotides. Its product is annotated as UDP-glycosyltransferase 88B1-like. NCBI's taxonomy places the organism in Eukaryota, Viridiplantae, Streptophyta, Magnoliopsida, Fagales, Betulaceae. The record is from RefSeq and is a predicted model, not a curated record. The transcript has a single exon. Bases 207 to 1625 code for a protein of 472 amino acids. Gene Ontology annotation, molecular function: UDP-glycosyltransferase activity.